This is a messenger RNA of Xiphophorus couchianus (Monterrey platyfish), 3500 nucleotides long. RefSeq lists its product as uncharacterized. Lineage: Eukaryota; Metazoa; Chordata; Actinopteri; Cyprinodontiformes; Poeciliidae. The coding region runs from base 391 to 2637 and encodes 748 amino acids. Gene Ontology annotation, cellular component: cytoskeleton. The transcript has 14 exons. The record is from RefSeq and is a predicted model, not a curated record.
UUUGGGCGGAGGUAUCGAGCGCUCCUUUCUUCAGCACCAGGCGCAGCAGCAGCUAGCUCUGGUACCUCCAUCGGGUGUAUUUACGGUUCUGCCCGAUGAUUCUGCGGCGGUGUCAUUAAGUUCUGACACAUGCCGGACAUCGGAACCUGUCCCAGCUGUCUGUAACCGGACUCUCAGCUCGGCAGGAAGCUCGGAUCUGUUUGGUUUGUUGUGUUGUGUUAGCCGGAAAAAAAGCUAACGGACGGUUUAACCAUUCGGAGCUCUGCCGAACCGAACUGGACCCAACUUGCUGAAUGGACCGAAGCUGGAGGAAGCUGGAGGACCCGAACUACACGAUGAGCUAACUUGUAGGAAGCGGGCCCGAACACCAGAACGAGUCCCCGCUCUCCCAUGAUCACCAUGGAGCCCACCCUCCAACCGAGCCUGCAGCCGAACCUCCAGGAGAACUCCUACAAGAUGACGGAGGAGGACGUGAAGAGGCUGAUCCACUUCCGGGCCUCCAACGAGGUUCUGUUCACUGGGAAGAGGAAUUCGGCUAAGAUCGCCUGGAGCACCAUCCUGAAGGGUUUGGGUCUGGAGGGGAAGCUGACUGCUGACCAGAUCGCCAAGAAAUGGGACAACCUGCGGACCAAGUAUAAGGACCUGAAACAGCCUUACCAGGGCCAGGAGCAUCUUGGGGUCGUGGUGGAGUCUUGGCCCUGGUUCCACAUCAUGGACGAAGCGAUGCAGGGCCGCCUGUUUAACAGCAGCCUGGUUCUGAGUCCGGACAGUCCCUGCAACGCAGCCCAACCCUCCGACUGCCAGCCCUGCCAGAACCAGGAGAACACGGACAUCCUGGAGUUCCUCAUCAAGACGGAGAUGGACGAGACGGUGACGGGCGAGCCGGUGGAGGAAGACGAGCCGGUCCACGCAGAGGCCCCGCCCACUGGCGGCGUUCCCAUGGGAUGGCGGAGGAUGACAGAGUGCACGUAUAAAAUGACCGAGGCAGAAACCGAGAGGAUGAUCAAACUUCGAGCUGCAAACGAAGCGCUGUUCACGGGGAGAAAACACUCGGCCAAGCCAGCCUGGAGAGCCAUCCUGUUCGAGCUCGGCCUGCAGGGGCGGCUGACCACAGAGCAGCUGGCCAAGAAGUGGGACAACUUGAAGAGGAGGUAUAAGGAGCUGAAGUUUCCGUCCCGCGGUGUGGAGGCCAACCCAAGCUCCUGGCCCUGGUUCUACCGGAUGAACGACGCCAUGGAGGGCCGAAUGGCCAACGCCGCGCCCAUCCUCGCUCCCAUCGUGGAGGACGGAGACGAGGAGUGCGAGACUCUCUUGCCGAUGCCAAAGAAGCGAGCGCGGCGAAGCCGGGGCGGGAUGGCCGAGUUCCUGACGGAGUCUGAGAUGGAUCUGUUGGUCGAUAACGAAGAGAAGAUCGGAUCAUCGGCUCUGGGAGAUCUACAUCGGAACACAGAGUUCACCUACAAAUUAACAGAAGACGACACGAGGCGACUGAUUGAGCUGCGAGCUGCUAAUGAGGUUCUGUUCACUGGCAGGAGGAACACGGCGAAACCUGCCUGGAGGGGGAUUGUGAAGGAGAUGGGUCUGACUGGGAGGAUAACUCCAGACCAGGUGGCCAAGAAAUGGGACAACCUGAAGACUAAAUUCAAGGACCUCAAGUUUCCUCCUCGCGGUAUGGAGGCCCAGACCAACCCGGCCUCCUGGCCCUGGUUCCAGUUGAUGAGUGACGCUCUGGAGGGCCGGCUGGCCGACAAAGCCCCCAGAGUGACGCCGGUGUGGACCAGCGAGGAGGACGCCGUGUUCGGGUCGUCCCCGCCCCCCGACUGUCUGAUGGGGGAGCGGAGCGGCAUGUCGGAGCUGGACGGCAUGGUGGGCGGAGACCACGGCGAGGCCGACGCCACCGUCACCUACAUCGACGCCAGCGGAGAGGAGUGCGCCACGCCAUCAGAGCUCUCCUACAAAAUGAGCGACCAGGACACCAGAAGGAUGAUCAAACUCCGAGCUUCCAACGAGGUGCUCUUCACCGGGAGGAGGAACGCUGCCAAAGCUGCCUGGAGAGCCAUCUUGAAGGAGCUCAGCCUGCAGGGAAAAGUUUCCACCUACCAGAUGGCAAAGAAGUGGGACAAUCUGAAGAGGAGGUACAAGGACCUGAAGUAUCCUCCCGUUGGGAUGGAGAGUGCUGCUGACAGCGCCUCCUCCUGGCCAUGGUUCCACCUGAUGAAUGACGCCAUGGAGGGGCGUCUGGCCGGUAGCGCCCCCCUCCUCACGCCUCUAACUCAGGAUGACGACCAGCACCCAGACCCCGCCCCCAGACACAAGCUCCGCCUCCCUCCUGCGCAGCAGCCGUCCUCCUCCACGGACUUCCAGGAGCCGUGCGGCGGGACGCUGGGUGGACUGGAGCGGGAGUGGGAGGCGGUGGAGCGGGAGCGAGCGGCGUUGGAGCGGGAGCGGGAGACGGUGGAACGGGACCGGGCGGCGGUGCAGGUGGAGCGGCUGUGGUUGGACCGGGAGCGGGCGGCCGUGGAGCAGGACCGCGCCCUGAUGGAGCAGGAGAGGGCGGCGCUGGUCCGGGACAGGGAGGCGCUGAACCAGCGGGCCCUGAUGAUGAACCCUGUGGGACACCUGAACAGCCUGAUGUAGGCGGGACGAUGUGGCGACGCAGAGCGUCAUCCUGCUGUGGAUCCAGACUGAUGCUGCUGGGGGAAAAAAGGCUGGUCCUGGCUCAGGUUCAGAUCCUGGUUCUGCAGGUCCACCGGGUUUAUCAGGGAGUUAUCGUCUCCUUCUUUACUGCUCAUCAUCUCAGAGUCAAACCGACUCAAAUCACAAAAUCUUACCAAGUACGUUUGGUCUAGUUUCUAGUGCAAAUAUCUUAGUUUUCUUAAAAUAAGACAAAGAUAACUGAAAGGAAACAUUUCAGCCAGAUAUAAGACGGAGGUGUCCAAACAUUUUACAAAAUGGGCCUGAAUCCUAAAGUUCAAAGUACUCAGGGGCCGUACUGUCCUUCUAAUUUAAAUAAAAAAUAAUGCUCUUAUGAAUUAAAGAAAUGUUUUUAUGUGCUCAAUACAACAGCAUAUUAGAGCCAUUGUAAAUAGAAGAAAAGUAGUAAAUUUUCACCAAAAAACUAAACUAGAUUAAUCUCAGAAUAUAUUUUUUUGUUGUUGAAAAAAACAUGGAAAUUUCUGAAUUUCAAAUGUUGAAAAUUUUUGAGUGAUUAAUUGGAAUAAUUUGAGUGAAAUUAUUCCAGGGCACAAACUUUACGCAUCCCUGAUAUAGUAGCUUGUUUUAGGUCAGUAAUUAUUUAAUAUUGAUUUUAAAACGUUUUAGUUCCAGUGGCAGAUUAUUCCACUUUGUUAUUCCGUGUUAUACAGGAAAAGGUUCACUUUGUCAAUAUUAAGGAAUUAUCAACUUAAAAGAAGCUCCUAUAAAUCUCCGAAGUUACUUGUAAGUUAGUUUUGUUUUAUUUCAAGUGUACUAAGAUACUUGCUCCAGAAACUAGACAAAAA